Naegleria lovaniensis is the source of this 879-nucleotide messenger RNA. RefSeq lists its product as uncharacterized. Gene Ontology annotation, molecular function: DNA binding. The transcript has a single exon. Bases 1 to 879 code for a protein of 292 amino acids. NCBI's taxonomy places the organism in Eukaryota, Heterolobosea, Eutetramitea, Acrasida, Naegleriidae. The record is from RefSeq and is a predicted model, not a curated record. Gene Ontology annotation, biological process: regulation of DNA-templated transcription.
AUGAUGAUCAAAUCCUCUCUCGUUACGGCAAUGCCAACCACGACAUCCAUGAAGAACCAUCAUAACCAUUCAAAUUACCAUCCUCAUCAACAACAUACUUCCUACAACUCUUCUUCCGCCUCUUACUCUCUUCCAACAAUAACCAGCUCACAACAAACACAUCGUUUUCCAAGUAUGCAUUCUUCAGGUGCAUCCAAUCAUCCAUCCUCUUCCCAUCAUGUUCAUAAUAUAACCCUUCAUACAACACAACACAGCAAUAACACUUCCACUGGUCCUCAUCAUCACCACUCUCAAUCAUCAUCAUCACUAGCAACACCUGCUAGCAAUACAACCAACAUUGAUGUCAUGUUUAAGAAAAUUAUGGAAGCAAAAUUUUCUACAACUCUCAAUGAAAUUGAAAAUACUUUUAACCAAUAUGAUUCUCACUUGUCGUCCACUCUGAGAAAUAUCGAGGAAGAAUUUAGAGAAAUGCUCUCGAGCAACAACUUGAAGAAGAGAUCCAGAAGAGGAAGCUCUUCUCAACAAGAUUCAAGCUCGCCACAAGAUUCAGUUUCUACAGCAGCAAGAGGAGGAGACUUUGAAAAUGAUUCAAAUUCAGCAGAUUGCUCCAUGUCAAAGAAGAGAAAGAGAAGUAAUUUUUCAAAGAAGGAUAAAGAACUUCUCAUUGACUGGCUCCAUAAACAUGCUGAAUAUCCAUAUCCAACAGAUGAGGAAAAGGAGGAAUUGUUGGAAAGAGUGUCCAUGACCAAGGAUCAAUUAGAAACAUGGUUUGUGAAUAAUCGAAAGAGAUUACUUCCAAGUAGUACUUCUAGAAAAACACCAGCAAUGCUUCAAUGUGAGCAAUUUAACAUGAAACUAGAGCAAAAGUUAGGCGUGUAA